Zerene cesonia (dogface butterfly) is the source of this 2371-nucleotide messenger RNA. Its product is annotated as laccase-2-like. Gene Ontology annotation, cellular component: plasma membrane. The record is from RefSeq and is a predicted model, not a curated record. Lineage: Eukaryota; Metazoa; Arthropoda; Insecta; Lepidoptera; Pieridae. Gene Ontology annotation, biological process: iron ion transport. The transcript is spliced from 5 exons. The coding region runs from base 191 to 2053 and encodes 620 amino acids. Gene Ontology annotation, molecular function: copper ion binding; oxidoreductase activity.
UUUACUUCCAAAACCGAGCCCUGAGCCGCAAAGCCUGAAGGUGGUCAUUGCACGCAGUGAUUGUUAUUUGUUACCAGUCGCCACUCCAUGGUAGACUCGCGUAGUCGUGUGCUAUUGACAACCGAUUAAUUCGAUACAAAUCGAUUAAAAUGUCGUAAGCGCUGUCGACGAUAAAGAUUUUGUAAAUAAAAUGGAGGUCGAGAAAAAAGUGGAUGAGUGUGCAGUGAUGGAGAAGCCUAAUUACAUGCUUAUGUCCUUGCAAAGGAUACUGGUGUUGUUUGUAAUAUUGGCAAGUGUUAUUGUGGUUGUUUACUAUACGCCUAUGCCAGAGGAAUACUUCGAAAACUGUGAUCGAGAAUGCCAUGAGCUUGAUUGGCCGAUGAUAUGUAGAGUGAAACUAGUAAUAGAAGUUUAUAAAACGUAUAGCAAAUCCUGUAGCAAUUGUCUAGAAGCAGGCAAGGAAUGUCCGCCGAUGUGCAUCACAGCCGACGGUAGAGUCCGAGGAGUACUCUCGGCUAACAGGGAACUCCCGGCUCCUGCAUUUCACGUGUGUCAAAAUGAUAUUCUCGUUGUGGACGUUGUGCAUCGGGCACCAGCACAUGCGCUGUCGAUGCAUUGGCGAGGACAACCACAGAAAGAAACCCCAUUUAUGGAUGGAACACCCAUGCUAACACAGUGUCCCCAACCAGCCUAUACCACAUUCCAGUAUAAAUUCCGCGCUUCAAAAGCUGGCACUCAUAUGUACCAUGCUCAUUCCGCUGCUGAUGCAGCUGAUGGUCUAGCGGGCGCUUUAAUUGUCCGACAAUCGCCACGACUUGAUCCUCUAAAGAAAUUAUACGAUAUCGACGCCACUGAUCAUACAAUUUUUGUGGUAGAAUGGGGACAUUCCAUGGGCCCAUUGGCUGGAAUUACUUCUAAAGUUCCAAAUGCAGAAUCCUUAUUAAUAAAUGGAAAAGGAAAUACUGCUGAAUCACCAAACGCUCCGUUAUCAAUAUUCAAUGUUGAAUAUGGUAAACGCUACAGAUUCCGUCUCGCAUACGGCGGCGGUAUAAAAAGUUGUUCGAUUAAAUUUUAUAUUGAAAAUCAUAUUUUAAACCUAGUUGCACUAGACGGUGAUAUGAUUGUUCCUGUGUAUGUUAAUAGUAUUACAUUAGGUCGUGGCGAACGUGCAGACUUUAUAUUGGAAGCUAAUAAAAUGUCUGGUGUUUAUGACGUGAAAGUUGUGGCCGAUAAUACGUGUCAAGAAAAUUUAGAAGGUCUCGCAAAAUUAGUGUAUCAUAAAGAGCAUAAAACACUACAAAAACACGUUACAGUGGCUGAUGUUGUAGCGGAUAAAGAUUUUACAACAGUGAUAAGUGAUUUGUGUACGGAAGACAAUGUGUUGUGUUUGAAUGAAGUGCAUUCAUCGAGUCACCUUCCGGAAAGCCUCUCUGGAUUAAUAGAUGAGACUAUUUACGUGCCCUUCAAUUACUCGACUCGACAAAUAUCCGUAAAACGAUUAGAGAGUUGGGGCCAAACCGAUGGACACCGCUUUACCUAUCCAGAAUCCCCGCUGUUGACGCAGUCCUCCGACGUCUCUGCAGAGUCGCUGUGUACCUCUGAAGCUGGUCAUGCAGAGGAGUGUGUGCACGUCAAGAAUAUCCCAUUGGAUUCCACCGUGGAAAUAAUAAUGUUUGACCAAGGUGGCGAAUCUGAUCAUAUAUUCCACUUGCACGGCUACAGCUUCUAUGUGAUCGGUAUACAGCAGUUCAACAGAAGUUUCGACAAAGAUCAGGUUAAACAAAUGAACGAAGAUGGAACUUUGUUCACUUCUAAGAAUCUUCAUAAUCCUGUAAUGAAAGAUACGAUAGUUAUACCCAAGUUUGGAGUGGUAGCUUUGCGUUUAAAUGCGAACAACCCGGGAUAUUGGAUGAUGCGAGACGAGAGAUCAGCCCACUGGACGAGGGGUCUCGAUUUUGUUUUAAAAGUCGGCACCGAAAAAGAUUUCGUACAAGCUCCAUCAGACUUUCCCAAAUGCGGCUCAUAUGUGGGCCCCGAGUACUUUUUAAUUUAGUUGACUGAAGAUAAUUGAUAAGAUUUAUUUAUUGGUGUUGUGAUAGAAUUGUGUAUUGGAAUUGGAGCGAAAAAAUGCGCUCGCUUUUGAGCACGAUCGAAGUAAUUGUUGUUUUGUAUUUUUUCCUAUCAUUGUACGUAAUUGUAUUAAAUUUACGCACAAAUUUAUUUUGAGAAAUUGGGCCGCAUAUGAAUAUUGAUAUAACAUUUCGUUGGAGUAACAGACACAUGUGAUUUCAAAAGAAAUUUGAGUUGUGUUCUAUAUCUUUAUUAUAAACUGUAUGUGAUAGUCUAUUUUAACUAUCCAUGGAAAGGCUUA